CAAUCUCAACGGUGUCAACACGGUCAGUCAACAAACAUUAUUGCCAGUCCCUUCUGCAACGAAGGAAAUGCGAUACGCGUUGUUGGACGUUGGUUCGCUGGCAGCUAGUUUUCAACAAGGAAGGUUGUUUCUAUAAAGUUUUGUAUCGCUAAUAUGGAUCAGUAUUGCCGGAUAUGUGUACGGAACGAUCUAAAUCAGGAGGAGAUGAUUACGCUGUUUUGCGAGCGGAAAGGUGAAGUGAUUGCCAACAUGAUUAUUGACUGUGCCGAUGUGAUGGUUUCGCAUGACGACAAUCUUCCAGAUAGAGUGUGCCCGGAUUGUCUCACUCGAUUGGUGGAUGCGUUUUCUCUGCGAAAGCUAAUACGUGAUUCGGAAAGCGUACUUCAAGCCAUGGCACUGCGACUGAAGGCCGAAAAGGCUGGAGAAAACCUUGAAGAUCCAUUGCAAUUUGAACCAGUGGAAAUUCCAAAGGAGCAAUGCUUUACAAAAGGAUCGGGUGUCAACGCAGGCAAAAGUACGAAAUAUCCCACCGAAGAACAGAUUGAGAGCAUUGAAGAAUUCGAAUCUUACAAGGUGAUUAAGCUGAGAGGUGUUCGCUGUUGUGGCUGUGAAGAGAUUCUCCCAUCAAAACAAGAUUUGAUUAGGCAUAGUCGUCAAGAACAUUCACACCGGGCUGGAGUGAAUAACAAGGAUCAGGUGGUGUUUCAGUGUCCCACGUGCUUCGAACAUUUUCCAAAUCGAAUGAAACUGUUGAAUCACACCAAGAACUACGAGUCAAAUGAAAUAUAUCACUGCACGGUUUGCGACAUUCUCUUCGACAUUAAAUACCGUUUGCUACAACAUCAAAACAUGAGUAAGGCCCAUCAAAUUACUCCGGACGCUGAAAGCCACGGCCACGGCAGGGCGAUUAAAGAGCGGAAACGUCAUCAGUCGCGGAAGCGCGCGGCUAAGGAGUUGAGCUACCCUGAUGCAGAAUUCAUCCUCUGCGUCGACGAGUUUCCCGAAUAUCAGAUAAUUCAUUUGGGCGGUGAGCGAUGUUGCGGAUGUGCGAUGGUGUUUCAUAACUAUCAGGACUUGAUCGAUCACUGCGGCGAAGUGCAUCCACGAAAAGAUGACGAAUGCACCUCAUAUGAGUGCAUUUUGUGUUUCGAACGAUUUGAGCAGGUGCAAACGUACAACCGACAUAAGACAGCUCGGGUUCAAAAAGAGAUCUACUACUGUAAGUUUUGUGAGGUGGUAAUCGACGCAAAAUUUCGCUUCGAGCAACAUUUGAAAACUAGUAUAUCACAUCAGAGCGCUAUUGAAAAAGCUGGAAUACAGACAACUUGCCUCGUUGAUGAUAGACCCGUAUCUGAGCUUCGUGUUUUAGAGAAAAGUAUUGAAUCAUUAGAAAUUGAUGGCUUUCGUUGUUGUGGCUGUGAAUUUGUAAGCAAUACUAGGGAAGAGCUUGAGGACCAUUCGGAGGAAAGACAUCGAUUCGAGCGUUCUGCAUUGAAUAAUUCCAAUGAUAUAGAAUGCGAUAUUUGCUUCAAACAGUUUUCGAAACUGCUGUUGUUCACUUGCCACAGAAAUUUAGCACUCCAAAAGACAGUCUACAAAUGCAAACGUUGCGAUGUACAAUCUGCGAUCAAACAUAGAAUUAUUCAACAUAUCGCAGAUAAUGCACAUCAAGUUGAAGAGCAUUCAGAAACAGUAUCCGAUCAAGAACCGAAAGUCUUCUAUUGUUGCUUCGUGAAGUGCUCUGUAACUUUUGAAGAUCCUAACGAGCUGUUAGAGCACGUGGAAGAGCAUCAUGCUCCAAAACGUCGCGAAAAUGCUCAAGAACGCCAAUCCAACGCGUUCAUCUGCUAUGUUUGCCACAAAAGUUUCAAAAACGAACGCUCAUUGCAGAGUCACCAGUUUCCGAAGAAAACGGAAAAUCCACAUGCUUGUAAAACUUGCGAGGCAACUUUCCUUUACUUGUCGGCCCUCACGAACCAUGAAAAGAUGCACACUGGAGUGAAAGAAUACAAGUGCGACGUGUGCGACAAGGAAUUUUAUGACGAACGGGCCUUAAAAGUGCACCAGGUAUGCCACAAGGAGGAAAGGCCAUAUGUUUGCGACAUCUGCUCAAAGUCUUUCCUUAGAAAGGGGAAUUUGAGGGUACACAAGCGAUGUCAUUCGGAUAACAUAUGGGAGUGCCAACAUUGCAGUAGCAAAUUCAAAACGAAGCAAUCCUUAACACUUCACAUGCGGAGCCAUACCGGGGAGAAGCCAUUCGAAUGUCGAUAUUGCAGCAAUCGAUACAGCCAUUCCACUGAUCGUAACAGACACGAGAUGGCUGCGCAUACCAAGGUGCGACCGCACAAGUGCCCUGACUGUGACAUGACGUUCAUUCGUAAGCGACAGCUAACGCUCCAUGCCCGAACUCACACGGGCGAGAGACCCUACACGUGCCACAUAUGCGACAGAACGUUCGUUCAAUCGACCUAUCUGAAAAAGCACUUAGCUACGCACGAAAAGCAUGGCACGAAUCUCAAGGAAACCGAAUAUUUGAUCGAACUUCUGCCAGAAGAGGACGAUAAGAACUUUGAAGUUGUAGAAAUGUUGGAGGACGGUCAGAUGAUAGACGAAGAUGUCAAGAUGAACGAAGAAGACGAUGAGUUCGAAUAGUGCUGUAUAACGCACUACUGUUUUUUCGUUAACAAAUAAACUCAACUCACCAAUCGA
Molecule: messenger RNA, 2709 nt
Organism: Armigeres subalbatus
Lineage: Eukaryota; Metazoa; Arthropoda; Insecta; Diptera; Culicidae
Product: zinc finger protein 14-like
Exons: 4
Coding region: 154-2652 (832 amino acids)
Biological process (GO): regulation of DNA-templated transcription
Cellular component (GO): nucleus
Molecular function (GO): zinc ion binding; DNA-binding transcription factor activity, RNA polymerase II-specific; RNA polymerase II cis-regulatory region sequence-specific DNA binding
Source: RefSeq, a predicted model, not a curated record